Molecule: messenger RNA, 1113 nt
Organism: Dracunculus medinensis (Guinea worm)
Lineage: Eukaryota; Metazoa; Nematoda; Chromadorea; Rhabditida; Dracunculidae
Source: the annotation of a GenBank genome assembly
AUGGAAGGGAAUCAAGCUGCUGGACUCGAUCCGCUUCAUUUGUGGACGCCAGGACCGCUUAUUCCGGGAGAAGGUGCUGCGAGACCUGGUAAUGGCUAUAUUUUAAAAACUUCUAAUGUACUGUGGUCACAUAUUUCACAAAUGAACCGCUCAAAUCAAAUAAUGUUUAUGAAUAGCUUAAUUUCUGAUUGGCCUUAUUUUAUGGAAAAACAGGCAUUUAUUUGGCCGACCCGCUUAGGUUUUUUGACCAGUUCUGCUUCGUCAGGUUUGAUCGCAUCGAAAAUCUGCGCGGAUUUAUUUUUAUUCAAUAAAAAUGCACCAUUAUUGGAAAUAAUGCGGAAUUGCCCUAAGGUGCCAAUCAUUUUUGGUAUGUACACGUCUGCAUUUGUUCAUUAUGCAAUUCAACAGACGCAUGUGCUUAAUCCGAUUUUUAGGGAAGAGGAACCGUGCUCGUCGUGUAUAAUAACCCGAAACGUAGUUAACGGUUUAUUUUCAGGCAUUAUUGUUCCGCUGUUUUCUCUUCCAUAUCUUUGUUAUUACAUGGUGCUACAAGCUGAGAAAAGUAAUAAAUAUCCAGCAGUAAGAAAUCUGGUCGAGUUGUUUUGUCUCAGCUGGGAAGGCUCUAAGGCAUCCUGGAAAGUUUUGCCUUAUCUGAUAACUUUGCAUAUUACCAUAGCCAUUGCGGGCAGCUGCUCCUUACUUUGGAGUCGCAAAAGAAUCUUCGACUCGAUAGAUGCCGAUCCCGAACUUACAAGCGAUUUGAUAAGAAAUGUGGAACUGAAAAUUUCAUUUAGAGGCAAAAUUGAGACAAUGAUAAAUAAAUUUUCUUUUUUUCGCUCGUUUGUGGACAAUUCUGCUGAUCCACCUAGUUUAAAUCGAUUAAUUAUUAGUGAAAAGUUGAAGGGAGAUUUUAUCGAAGAAGAAAUUGGACGAGUAUCUAUAGAAAUUUUAGUAUUGCGUGUCUGGAAUAACUCGUUUAUUUCUUCGCGAAGCAUCUUUAGUUUUAGAGGAAUAAUCAGAAUUUUUUCUGACUACGCCACGAACUUAUGCACCAUGAAUGUGUCUAUCGCCAUCGCAAUAACCACGGGUCAUAUUGGCCUUCAAUCGGCUUGA